CCUGUGUGUUUAACACUGGGCAGUUCUGCUCUGAGUCUCUAAGUGGGAAGUAGAGUGUGACUGUGGGAAACACAAACAUCAGAGACGCGAUUACGGCAUCGCCUUGUUCUGCUCAUUCCUGCCCAGAUGAUAACGUUUCUGCUGUUCCUGCCCCAUCUCCUCCAGAACAGCUUGGUCUCUGGGGCCGAGGGGAGCACAUCAGCCAGGGAUUUGGUAGGCAUCGUGGGAGGCCAGGAUGCACAGAAGAAUAAGUGGCCCUGGCAGGUGAGCCUGAGACAUCGUGGGCAACACCUGUGCGGUGGCACCCUCAUCCACCGGCGCUGGGUCCUGACCGCUGCCCACUGCUUCGAUUGCUUUGACAAGAUCUCAGCGUAUGAUGUUCAGACAGGGGCGUGGAAGUUGGACCAGGCCGAUCCCGCUAAACUGAUUCCAGUGAAAAACAUCGCUAUCCACAACAACUACUUGAAAAAUGACUUAGUCGGCGGGGACAUCGCACUGGUGGAACUGGGUCGUGCAGUGGACAAGUCUGGCUGGAACAAAGACAUCCAACUCCCCGAGGCCAUGGCCCAGUUGACCAAAGGAAUGCCAUGCUGGGUGACAGGCUGGGGGUACAUUGGAGAGAAAGACAAACUCCCUCCUCCCCGCACUCUCCAGGAGGCACAGGUUCCUAUAUUUAACACGUCGGUCUGCAAGAAAAACUACUUCAAAAUAAAUAGACUGAUACUGGACGACAUGUUAUGCGCAGGUUAUAAAAAAGGAAAGAAGGACAGCUGUCAGGGUGACUCCGGGGGACCCCUGGCCUGUGAAACCACAAGCAAAGGCAACUGGACCUUGGUGGGAGUGGUGAGCUGGGGAAACGGCUGUGGGCGAUCCAGAUUCCCAGGAGUUUAUGUUAACGUCUCCUACUACAAGACGUGGAUCCAAGAGAAAAUUCGCCAAAGCCUGGAUUAGACAAGGAGAUCGGCCAAGUAGAAAGAGAGCUGGAAUAGGAGUUGGGAGACCAAGUUCUACAUACUGUCCCGCUAUUGACCCCAUGAAUAUUCUGCUUCUCGGUUUCGACCCUAUGAAUACUCUGCUUCUCGGUUUCCUGCUCUGUAAAAUAGAAAUAAGGAUUCCUCUAUCUCCCUACUUCUGUGAGUCCUGUGUGGGACAGGGACUGGAUCUGAUGUGAUUAUAUUGCAUAUACCUUAGUGCUUGGCACAGAGAAAGUGCUUAAUAAAUGCCACAGUUAUCAUUUUUUUUAAA
Messenger RNA from Ornithorhynchus anatinus (platypus), 1245 nucleotides. Its product is annotated as serine protease 27-like. The coding region runs from base 127 to 951 and encodes 274 amino acids. The transcript is spliced from 6 exons. The record is from RefSeq and is a predicted model, not a curated record. Gene Ontology annotation, molecular function: serine-type endopeptidase activity. Lineage: Eukaryota; Metazoa; Chordata; Mammalia; Monotremata; Ornithorhynchidae. Gene Ontology annotation, biological process: proteolysis.